Molecule: messenger RNA, 619 nt
Organism: Pyricularia grisea
Lineage: Eukaryota; Fungi; Ascomycota; Sordariomycetes; Magnaporthales; Pyriculariaceae
Exons: 2
Source: RefSeq, a predicted model, not a curated record
CACUAGGUCAACAUGGCGACAGAGUUGCGAGCGGGUCUUGAUGUCAAUACAAGGUAGUCGCUCGUGCCAUAUUUCACGUCCGAACACGCUCCGGUUUCCGAUGUAUUAAAUGAUCCACUCCGCCGAAAUCACGACACCAAGAUGCAGCCCCGUGCCGUCUUCUUGUCCUUAUGGUUCGGCGCACCCCGAUCAUUUGCUUGCAAGACUUGCAAAUAUUCCAACCAACACGACGCAAAAGUCACUCGAGCAAAUGGCGACUAUUCCAAGACAGAUUGAUUGCCAUGGCGCUGCCUAUGGUGGAACAGAUAUUGCGCUGCCGAUGUAUCUGUUGAGCUUGCAACGCGAGGCUACGUGCUCAAUAAUGUCCGGGACAUUUUGUCCACGCAGCUUCAUUGUUAGCAGUCGAUUGAUGUCUUUGGAUAAAGUCAAUCCCCAGGACAGGCUGCCCAUGCUGCAAAGCUACCGGUUCACCAUGAUACCCGGAUUGUUUCGCGCGCGAUGCUCCAGUCAUACUCGGCAACCCCGACUACACCGGUGUGGAGACUGCCGUCAAAGGCAACAACAUCAAAUGUCGUCCAUGCCAGAGAUUCGCAAGAAUCACGCUGAUUAUGCUAUUCUG